Anopheles stephensi (Asian malaria mosquito) is the source of this 1576-nucleotide messenger RNA. RefSeq lists its product as uncharacterized. NCBI's taxonomy places the organism in Eukaryota, Metazoa, Arthropoda, Insecta, Diptera, Culicidae. The transcript is spliced from 3 exons. The record is from RefSeq and is a predicted model, not a curated record. Bases 350 to 1507 code for a protein of 385 amino acids. Gene Ontology annotation, biological process: sensory perception of taste. Gene Ontology annotation, cellular component: membrane.
GCUUAACGGCAAUCGUGAGUGGACGGAAAUAAAAAAAAAUAUAGCUUUGUAAUAAAUAAGCCAAGUAUGAAGUGAGUCAAGUGGGACAGCUUUUAUGUUCUAUUUAAAAAUUACAGACAUUAAGUAAUUAACACUGCCACUUUAAAAUAUUCACACCAAAUGGGUGAUUAUUGCAUAUUUAAAAUCCACUUCAACGCUUCAAAGGCAACAGCUAAAUUAGAGCUUAUGUAGUAUUCAAACUUACUAAUUGCCUACGGUUUUGAGUGCUUCAGAGCACAUUCAGCAUUAAAAUGAUUUUUUUCCUGUUAGUUUUCCGUGCGACAACCACCUUCAAACACUAUCCCGGAAAAUGGAAGCCGAAAAAUAUUUUAGAACGUUUUUCAAUUUUUACCGACAACACCGAAUCGAUUUGACUGAGAAAAAGAAUCCAUUCAAGAUAAACCCCUUGCGGCACAAACUGUUCGUCUUGAUGUCAGUGCUGACUCUUCUGACGUGCUUUCUGCUGGGAGUGUACGGCAAAUCGUUCGAAGAGAGCCUCAUUCCUAAUCGUAGCUGCAUCAACCGAAUGAUUAAUUGGUUUUGCCUUAGUUCAACGUUGACCACCGCUUUCAUAGUUGCGUGGGAAAAUGUGGCUACCAGCAAGGAGGAUGUGAAGAUAUGGAACACUUUCCAUGCCAUCGAGACCACCAUUGGCCUGUGUGCAAGAAACUCCCGCAACGUCCUGUACAAAAGUCAACGAGUGUACAAGGGGAUUUUUUACACAAUUAUUGUGUUGUUUUGCGCGAUUGGAGUAAUUUUGUUGCUCGAGUAUCGCGAAAUGGAUAGAGCACUGGUUGAAUUUAUCAUUGUUUUUGAGCUGCUUUCUACUGUGGAUAUACAGCGAAUGCUGCAUAUUUUAUUGUACAUACGUAUUUUGACGUGCUAUCUGAGCAAGAUCAAGGACGACCUCAAGAUUGCUGUGUUGUCGAUCAAUGAAGCUGCAGCGGGAUCAAUCCACGAACGUGAGACUCAGCACCAGUUGAAGAGAUGUAGCACAUGUUACUUUUUGUGCAUGAAAGCAUUCCACCAGAUACAGGACCAAUUUUCGUGGGGCCUUUUCAUGGUGUGCCUUAAGUUUAGUAUAAUUUUGUGGAACGAAAUCUAUUGGACCGUGUAUCGAGCCAUCAUGGAAACGUCUUUUGAAUUGUUCUGUCUCAACGUGGUUCCGUACCAUUUUAUGUUCAUGAGCUUUACCUGGUCGUGUGAAAGUUUGUACGCGGAGGUAAAAUCCCUAUCGCAACUGCUGUAUACGAUUGAUCUUAACAAGGCGUCCAGUUCACACAAAAUUCGAAUCACACAGCUUAUGCUGCUGCUAGAUUAUAAAGUAUUUUUCUUCUACACAUUCGGCGUAUGCAGAGUAUCGUACAAACUUGUCGUUCAGUAUGCAAUAUCCGGAGCUACAAAAGUAUCGUUUAUAGCACAAAUCAUGCAGGAUUUCUACACCGAUAUGAAAUUGGAAGCAGAAUGACAGCAAUUGGAAUAAAAAAAAAUCCUGAUACCGUCGCUCAGUUUUUCAUUGUAAAACAUAUUUGUAUCA